Molecule: messenger RNA, 1096 nt
Organism: Pollicipes pollicipes
Lineage: Eukaryota; Metazoa; Arthropoda; Thecostraca; Pollicipedomorpha; Pollicipedidae
Product: ultraviolet-B receptor UVR8
Exons: 7
Coding region: 422-1096 (224 amino acids)
Source: RefSeq, a predicted model, not a curated record
UAAUUUUUGUAGGCAUUCAUACAGCAGGGGGCCAGAGAUGCUUCCCAGGAGAUUUAAAACUUGUGACAUCCAGAUAGGCAUAUUCUUCUGCAUCUAUGUGGCCUGGCAUUUAUUACACCUGCCAAAAGGGUCAGAUUAUGAUCAGAUAUGUUGAGGACAAGAUUAUCUUCAAACAGUGGUGCAUAAGAUUUCUAUUGAUGCUGUAUCGCUGCUCCUCAUGCAUGCUGCCAUGCUCUGGGUAUUUGGCAGAUCAUGGAUUUUCAGCAAGACCAGCAAGAUGCUUCAAAUGAAUUAUAUGGCUGUGGUUUUAAUGGCUUGCACCAGCUUGAUAGCUCAGAUGACGGAUACAAAACAUCAUGGGUUAGAAUAGCUUGUGGAGUUGACAGCAAGUCCAGUUUUGCUGUAUGUUGGGACUCAGUGUAUGUCUAUCAUACACAAGCUCUCGGCGGCGGAGGACCGCCUGUUGGCACUGUACCGAGACGGCUCGGUGCUGCUCUUCAGCAAGAGCUGGCGCCGCCUGUGUCUGCAGUCCUCGGGCCAGGAGAAGUCUGGCCGCGCCUCUCACGUGAGCGUCGGCCGACAGACGCUGGCAGCGUGCGACUCCGAUGGCCACCUGUUGAGUCUGGACGCCGUGCCCACGCCCGCCGGCGAGCACGUGGUGCUGGUCUCGUGCGGCCGCGAGCACGUGGUGCUGCUGACCCGCUCUGGGCGCGUGUACACGUACGGCUGCGGCAGCCGGGGACAGCUGGGCUCGGGCGGCCUGGACGCGGCCGAGACGCCGCAGCUGGUCCAAGCUCUUGACGGGCUGCCCAUCCAACAGGUGGCCGCUGGCGGCUGGCACACCGCAGCCGUCUCCACCUCUGGGGACGUCUACACCUGGGGCUGGAACGAGUCCAACCAGCUGGGCCUGGGCGACGACGUCAAUGUGGCGCCCGAGCCGACGCUGGUAGAGGCGCUGCCUGUUGACAAAAACGUGCGCCAGGUGGCGUGCGGCACACGCCACACCCUGGCCCUACUCGACGACGGCGCCGUACUCGGCUGGGGCUGGAACGCCUACGGCCAGCUGGCGGGGCCGCGGCGGGCGCGGGCGUCGUAG